Messenger RNA from Entelurus aequoreus (snake pipefish), 1654 nucleotides. Its product is annotated as zinc finger protein ZIC 4-like. Gene Ontology annotation, biological process: central nervous system development; regulation of transcription by RNA polymerase II. Gene Ontology annotation, molecular function: DNA-binding transcription factor activity, RNA polymerase II-specific; RNA polymerase II cis-regulatory region sequence-specific DNA binding. The coding region runs from base 17 to 1387 and encodes 456 amino acids. Gene Ontology annotation, cellular component: nucleus. Lineage: Eukaryota; Metazoa; Chordata; Actinopteri; Syngnathiformes; Syngnathidae. The record is from RefSeq and is a predicted model, not a curated record. The transcript is spliced from 2 exons.
GGGCCGCGCGCGCGUAAUGAGCGCGGACGCGCCGCCAUGGACGGCGCGGGGGAACGCGGCGCUGAGAUUAGCGUGGCCGGCGGGGGCUCCGCGCCGCCGCCAUCAUCACCACCCUGCCCCUCGGAGCGUGACAGGCGUCCCGGGGUUCGGCAGCCAUCCGCGCUCAAUGGCUGACGCGCACCCUGGGGAGAUGAGUGCGGAACCCCGCCUGGGGCCGAGUCCAUUCGGGCCAGAACACAUGGGGCACUCGGCGGCCCUCAAAAUCCGCCCAGCCCACCAUUACGCUCCUCCUCAGCCGCGGCGGCAGCACAUGGCAGGCCACAGUCCGACGUUCGGCGCCUACUCCAUGACGCAGGCUCUGGCGGCGGCGGCGGCGGGUCGGGACGCCUUCCCCCGGAGCCACCCAGCCCAACUCGGCCACGGCGUGUUCGUGUCGGCGACGGGUGGAUACACGCCCGCGCACUACCACCACACGGACUUCCACCACGACCCGGCGCCGGACGCGCAAAUACGCCUGGGACUACCGGCGGACGCGUACGCGCCGGCGGACCCCUUCUCCGCGCCGGCGCUGCACAACUACGCGGGACUCAACCUCAACCUGGGCGCGCAGACCACCGCCGCCACCGGCGCCUUCUUCCGGUACAUGCGGCAGCCCAUCAAGCGGGAGCUCAUCUGCAAGUGGACCGGCGGCGGCGGCGGCGGCCGGCUCUGCUCCAAGACCUACGGGACCAUGCACGAGCUGGUCACGCACGUCACCGUGGAGCACGUGGGCGGACCGGAGCACGCCGACCACGUCUGCCGGUGGGAGGACUGUCCCCGGGAGGGCAAGCCCUUCAAGGCCAAGUACAAGCUGGUCAACCACAUCCGCGUCCACACCGGGGAGAAACCCUUCCCCUGUCCCUUCCCCGGCUGCGGGAAAGUCUUCGCGCGCUCGGAAAACCUGAAAAUCCACAAAAGGACGCACACCGGAGAGAAGCCCUUCCGGUGCGAGUUCACCGGAUGCGAGCGUCGCUUCGCCAACAGCAGCGACCGGAAGAAGCACAGUCACGUGCACACCAGCGACAAGCCGUACACCUGCAAGGUGCGCGGCUGCGACAAGUCGUACACGCACCCGUCAUCCCUGCGCAAGCACAUGAAGGCGCACUGCAAGUCCCCGCCGCCCAGUUCCGGGUACGAGUCCUCCACGCCCUCCCUGCUCUCGCCCUCCUCGGACCCGGGCCGGGAGGCGGCAGUGGCGGCCUCCUUGGCGGCCUCCUCCUCGGCGGCCUCCUCGGGGCCCGCCAACCUGAGCGAGUGGUACGUGUGUCACAGCUCGGGGGCCAGCGGGGGCCACAGCGGAGCCUCCACGCCGGAGGGGCCCCACUACCGGAACCAGGACGCCUUUUAGACUUUGGGCCUGCUGCCUGAAAACAAACAUUUGUGUCGUGAUUGUCUUUUUGUAAAUACUCUUAACUUAUUUUUCCAGCUGGUUUUGUAUCCAACGAACCCAAAGUUGUACAUUUUUUUGUAACCUUUUUUUUUUUUUUUUUUUUUGUGUCCUUUUUGUACGUUUGAUGAGCAGAAGCUUUAUUUUUGACUGUGGAUCGAAACAAAAGCGCGCGAAUCGAAUCGUUUUGUUGUCCCUCGCAGCGCGCACCGAACUGCCUUGUCGUUU